AUGUCGUACCAGUACCCUCCGCCCCUGCCUUCUUCUGACCCUGAAAUGGAAGUGUCUCAUCCUGGUUACGCGCCCGACUAUGGCGCGCCGGCCCCCGUUCCAUCACUGAUGGACCCGGGGAUCCAGGACCGGAACCUCAAGGAACGUAAAGAAUCCUUCUCACAGGCGAGUCUGAAGUUGAAACGGUCCAUGUCCACGCCUAAUGUCAGACCGCGACAGGCCAACGCUUCCGAUCCAAACCAGUCUGGCCUACCUGGCGACAAGAAGAGAAACAAGCUGGGCUACCACCGAACUUCGGUAGCUUGUGGACACUGUCGUCGACGGAAGAUCCGCUGCAUAGCAUCGCCCGCAUUUGGCGAGAGUCGGUGCAUCAAUUGCAUCAGGCUGAAGAAGGAGUGCAGCUUCUUCCCCGUGGAUCAGCCGCCGCUGCCGCAGACGACCGAUCCGCGCCAUAGAGCGCCAUCGCGGACUCCGGCUGGGUCCAAGGUCACUUCUGCGUCGUCUUCCCCUGCCAUGGUCGCUGGGCAGUCCCCUGACGUAGCACAACGCCACCACUUCCAUCCCGAUGCCGGGAGUCCCGCUUCAGGUAUGGCGCCGCCUCCUGUACAGCUAUCCGCCUUUGAAAACCUCGGUCCUGAGGCUACGAUGUACUCGGAUGUGACGGCCUCGGCUUCCCGUGUCUUUGGGUUUUCGAACCAGUCAGUAGCUUGGAUGUCUCCAGAAGUCAGUCCCAGCUCUACAACACAGCCAAACGAACACAACGAAACAUGGAAGUCUCACACUGAACAGUCUCCAACCACACCGUCCUUUUCGCCGUACACGUCCCAACCUCCUCCGUUGGCCAACUGGGGAAACCCGGACCCCAACGGGCCUGGCGAUAUGGGAUACUCGUCAUUUGCUCCGGGGAGCUCCAUGACCUACCCAAGAGGCACGCCCUUACCGCCCCAGAACCUCAUAAUGACGCAACAGAACCGGCAACUCGGGAGGAAGUCGUCGGCAAUGUCAGAGGACAUAUACCCGACGCAUAUAGCCACGCAGUUCCCGAACAUGGAACCACACAACGCUUCGCUCUCCGCAGGGGCGAUUCCGUCUUCUGGUUACAGCUCCUGGGUCCCACCACCCUUCCCAUAUGCCACACCGCACGAGGGCUACGAGGGAUGGACUUACGAGGAAAGCGAAGGACACUAG
Colletotrichum higginsianum IMI 349063 is the source of this 1188-nucleotide messenger RNA. RefSeq names its product Fungal zn binuclear cluster domain containing protein. Gene Ontology annotation, molecular function: DNA-binding transcription factor activity, RNA polymerase II-specific; zinc ion binding. Lineage: Eukaryota; Fungi; Ascomycota; Sordariomycetes; Glomerellales; Glomerellaceae. The record is from RefSeq and is a predicted model, not a curated record. The transcript is spliced from 3 exons. Gene Ontology annotation, biological process: regulation of DNA-templated transcription. The coding region runs from base 1 to 1188 and encodes 395 amino acids.